Messenger RNA from Haliotis rufescens (red abalone), 4274 nucleotides. RefSeq names its product innexin unc-9-like. Gene Ontology annotation, molecular function: gap junction channel activity. Gene Ontology annotation, cellular component: plasma membrane; gap junction. The record is from RefSeq and is a predicted model, not a curated record. NCBI's taxonomy places the organism in Eukaryota, Metazoa, Mollusca, Gastropoda, Lepetellida, Haliotidae. Bases 287 to 1474 code for a protein of 395 amino acids. The transcript is spliced from 3 exons.
ACAAGAGUUCAGGGGUCGGGGGUCAUGUACACCAACGCGAGGGACAAUCACACCGUUGAAAGUGACGAAAUGUCAAGAGAAGUAUCAACCGAAACAACUUUUUAAGCGAUUGUGGUUAUCCGAACUUGGACUUACAUCUUGGAAAAGUUAAACAUACUGGUUUGAUUCAACAUCAGAAUGUCGUGAGACUUUGAAACGUGAACUUUCUGCUUGACUACCUGUCUCCCCGAGGUUAAGUUCAAACACAUAUUCAACCCUGAACACGUGACCCUCUAUUGUUACAACCAUGUUAGGAAGCUUAUUGGAAGUAGCCAACAAGAUCGCCGUAUCUCGUGGUUCCUGGGACGACGAUGGCAUCGACCAACUUCAUCACAUCGUCUCGGUGGCGUUAUUCGCCGCUCUGGGGGUGGCAGUAGGGGCUAAGCAGUACGUGGGGGACCCCAUCCACUGUUGGACCCCCGCCCAGUUUGCCGGAUCCCACCAUAGUUACACGGAGGGGUACUGCUGGGUCUCACACAUGUACUAUGUCCCCCUAGACGACCCCAUCCCCUACAAGGUGGAGGAUCGAUUCGACAGGGACAUCAGCUUCUACCGUUGGGUGGCUGUCAUGUUCCUCAUCCAGGCCGUCCUCUUCAAGGUACCCAACAUCAUCUGGAAAGAAGUCAAGACAUAUUCGGGGAUCAAUGUUCAGAAAAUUGUCCGAAUGGCUGAUGAAGCUAUGCUGUCACCUCCAAAAGAUCGUGCUGAGAAGAUUGAGAAUAUUGGUCACUUCAUUGAUCGUUGGUUGGUCACUUACAGGGUCUACAAGUAUAAUAUCCUCAUACGCAUGCGUGAGAAGGUCUCGGGUAUAUUGUGUUUCGUGCUGGGCAAGCGUCAUGGCACGUUUCUCACAGGCUUGUAUCUCUUCUGCAAGUUCCUCAAUGUCUGCAACUGCAUUGGGCAGUUCUUCCUGAUGUCACGAUUCCUGGGGUGGAACUUCUGGAACUAUGGAUUUGAGAUCAUUAGCAUCUUGAACAGUAAGGGGCAUUGGGAAGACUGGGAGCAUUUUCCCCGUGUAGCCAUGUGUGACUUUGAGAUCCGGCAACUCCAGAACAUCCAGCGGUUCUCUGUCCAAUGUGCUCUGUCCAUCAACCUGUUCGUAGAAAAGAUGUACGCCUUUGCCUGGUUCUGGAUGAUAUUCCUCGUGUGCGCCACCGUCGUCAACUUCGGCAAAUGGGUCUUUGAUAUUUUCUUCCGACGACGACGUGAACAGUUCGUUGCCAAGUACGUUGGUCUCGCUGAUGUGUCUGAUGACAACCAUGAGAAGAAACUGUUUAAGAAAUUUGUCAGCCAUUAUCUCCGAGAUGAUGGCGUGUUUCUUCUCAGGUCGGUACGGAACAACACCGGCCAUAUUGUUGCCCUGGACCUGGUCAAUAAUCUAUGGACUCGCUUCAAGGAUCAGCAUCUUGGCAAGGAGGAUGGUAUAUUGAAAUAAACAGUGUCAUGCUGACAUGUGCUUGUUCUCCCGCCGUACAGCCAGUGCUAAACGAUUUUAUAUCACACGGGUCCUGCAACAUUAUAUACAGUGUUACGUUUAAAUAUUGGAGCAAUAAUCAGAUGAUUACCAAUAACAUUAAGGAUAAAAUGGCACAUACGGUGAAGAAAACAUGUUCUCCAAAAUAUCACAGUAUGGGCUUGGUAAAUCCACCUCAAAGGAUCAUUGUGUAACAGGAGGGUGGUCAAGUUUGCAAUAUGUGUUAUGAAUACUGUUGACAAUGCAUGCAGUUUCAACUACUGAAACUGGACUUGUAUUAACAUGAUUAACAUGAUGUUUGUCACUUCCCCCCACAAAUGUAAAGACACUGGCAUUUAUUACAUUACGUCUUCAGGAACAUGGCACAUUGUAUGCCUCAUCUGACACUACGCAAUGGCAUAGAUAUUGCAUAUAUAAUAGUUCAUUAUCAGCCUACCUCUGGCAAUGACCCUACUUACCUCCCUUUAAAAGUGCUUUAUCUGCAGCAAGACGUAUCAAACAUAUAUUAUAUACAAUAUUUAUUAGUGUCGUUAUAUUACGCAUUUAACCGCUUUCGCAAAACAUGUCAAAAAUAAUUAUAUACGUUUUUAUGAAUAUUUUGGAAAUUUCAUGUAGAUUUUUAAUGGCCCAUUAUAUUUUCUCAUGUUAUUGUUGAAAUGAUCUGAUACCUAAAAGAUGGACCAUGUGAUAUUUAACAAUUUCUGCUUUCUGUGUACAGCUUCUUCUGUUGUCUCGAAGUUGUAGAAUCAAAAUGAAACAUUCGAUAUAACCAACUAACUAAUAAUUUAACUACACGCACUUGCAUUGACGAAAGUAACAUCAGUGGCCAUUUUUUAUGCUCGAGGGAGGCAUUGUCACGAGAUAACCACAGUCGUGUCCAUGACCUCGUGACUUCGAACUUCGAUGUAGGCAUAACCUAGAAAUGUCCAGCUUCUAUAUGGGCAUUGUCUCGAGAUGUCCACCUUCGAUAUAGGCAUUGUCUCGAGAUGUCCACCUUCGAUGAAGGCAUUUUCUCGAGAUGUCCACCUUCGAUAUAGGCAUUGUCUCGGGAUGUCCACCUUCGAUGAAGGCAUUGUCUCGAGAUGGCCACCUUCGAUAUAGGCAUUGUCUCGGGAUGUCCACCUUCGAUGAAGGCAUUUUCUCGAGAUGUCCACCUUCGAUUUAGGCAUUGUCUCGAGAGUAACACCUUCGAGGUAACAGGUUCGCCUGUUUUGUAUAUGUACUUUACCCAAAGGGUAUUGUCAUGUGUAUUAAUCCAUGAUAUUCAUGAGUAAAGCAUUGUCUAACCUCGAGUUGAACCUUGCAAACUCGGCAACAUGAUCAAAGUCUUCCACGAUGUUGCACAUUGUAUGAAUGUACAGGGUGAGUUAAUAGUAUGUUAUAUGAAAUAUGCAGAUCCUUAUGUCAAACAUAUGAUGAUGUACACAUUCCGUACAGUUAAUGCUUUGUAAAUACGUGUGUGGAAACACUACUUCUAGUCUGUGAUAGUUUCUGGGGCCAUGAAGAUGUUUCUCUCAUCAUUAUUCGUGAACGUGAUUCUUUUCACCAACAUCCGGGUAUUCCAACAUGUUUAUCACAAUCAUCAUACGGGUACUUCUUGAAAAAUGUUUCUCGUAAUUUCCGUUGCGAAAUUAUUUUGUUUUUCCAAAUGAUAUUGUUUUCACUUGUUGAACGUAUCUGUGGCAAAACGACGUCAUUUCAUGGAAUAUUGUCUGUAACAUACUGUAAGAACAUAUGCAUGUUAUUCUGAUGAGAGGCACUCUUUAUUCUCCAGUUAGUGGAAAAUACAGUUAGCAAUAAUACACAUAAAUAUGUCACUGUUUAAUGGAUUAUGGUGUACGGUUUGUAUUGCACUAGAACUCCACUCUCUUUCAGAGUGGGUUAAAGCUCGUCUCCAUUUUUGAGACAAUCAUAUUUUUAUCUUAUCAUUUACGCCCUGGGGGUAUGGAGAUAUCUCAUGACAAUACUCAUACAGGUUUAGGGCGCCGUUUUUAUGUUCGUGACUUUUCUUACUUUUCCGUGAAUCAAAUCACAAACAAGCAAUCGUCACAAAAUCCAUGUAUAAAUGGUUCUAUUGAGAAAAAUCUUUCAAACCUUUCUAACGAAAAUAUAUCUUUUGUUCUGUUUAGUUGUUUUGAAUGUUUAAUGUUUUAAUUUUCUCUUUAUAUUUUUUUUCAAUGUUAAAAACACACAACAAAGAUGCUUGUCUUGUAAACGGCACACGGAAUCUCCCGGGAAUUUUGUUUUCUAAUUUUAAAGCCAAUUUAGGGCGUUAGGUAUUUAAUGAAUGUGAAAGCGUGAGCUUCAUGACCGAGUGAUUACGUGUAAUCAAAUCCUUCAGAUAGGAAUGUAUAGAAAUACAUCAACCUCCACUGCCUAGCACAGCUGAUACUAACAAAGUUCUGCUUGAUAACCAUGUGUUAAAAAGGUAGCUAUUUCUAUAGAUAUACAACUUCUUUAUUACAAUGAAUGAGGGCAUUCAUUGUAAUAGAGAAGAUGCAUAUAACUAUCCCCCUUGUUCAUUGUACCAUUAAGUUAAUCAUUGUUUGUAUACUCGAGUGGCUGGGAUAAUGACAUGUUUACAGUGGAGGUCGAGGUAAUCUACAUGGGACAAUGCAUGGGAUGAAAGGAGGCUCUCCCGAUGUACAGCUAUGUGAUACUAUGUGGUAGAUAUCAUUUAAGCUUUUUUCUUCUAUUGUGAAUAUGGAUAUGGGUUUUAUCAAUACAAAAUAAAGACAACGAAAUAAAUUUUUAAUACAAA